UUAAACAUAAUAUUUUUGAAAGUUUAAUUUUCUUGUAUUUUGUUCUCUAACGCCGUACUGCUUGUCACACCAUAGCACAACUUAGCUGUUCUUUUUUCUAUUUAUUUCGGUUCACGAUUUAGGUGCCUAACUAAACUGGCGACCGUUCAUUUAUUUCGUGUCUCCUCAGGAAUCUCCGCGGCCUGCCCGGUGCCCAUAUUUUAGAAACAACAUUUCUUCGUAGACAAGUUAUGUGCGUUCAUCUACAAACUCACAUAACUCCUAAACACAAACAAACAAAUCUCAAAGACAAUUCUAUUUACUCCGGAACUUCCUGUUUGUUGUCAACAACCGUUAGAAACUAGGUCUGCGUACAUCCAGACUAUAUAAGACGUCGCGGGCGCGCACGCCACAAGCUUGUCUCCUAGCUGGUCUCUCCCGAAGCCACACCUCUCGGGACCAGUGACGGGUUAUAUUUGACAACUUACACUAGCAGUUAGUUUUGUGUCCAACGUAACUAAGAGAGGUUCAUUGAAGUUAUUGUGAAGUGCUUAAGCGAGGAGCGGCCGGCGACAGCUAAUCGAGUGCUCUUCAUAAUCUAUUCACUCCGAGAUGUUUCUCCCCAGCUGCCCGAGACCAGUGAAGGCUGCGUUGCUGCUAGUCCUUAUUCUCACAUUCAUAUCUACUGCAUCGAGUAAUCUGAAACCAGUCACACUGACGGGAGUGAGUGGGAAGAAAGUGACCUGGCUACACAGGGAGCCCGUGGGUUAUGGACAACGACUAAAAACGUUUUUCUGGGAUAGAGUCGUAAACAUCUUGAUAACAGAUAAUGAAGCAAAAUACGGAUGUCGGCCGAUUGCUACCGGAGUUAUCCUAGAUAGAAACCGGGUGCUAACAUCGUAUAACCCGUUCAUAGAACUCUCUAAAGAUACUUCCCCUAUAAAGGACAUGUAUAUUUACGUGAACAUCGGUCGUAUAGUACAUGCGAAUGACCCAGUGGGGGGGCUAGUGUACUUCCACUUGCACGAGAUGUGGUCGGGCCGGCGAGUGACGUUCUCGCCAGAGGAAUCUACUUCCAGUAAGAGUUGGCACGGCCGGGGAGCGGACAAGCGCAGCCCGCUGCACGACCUGAUGGUGCUGCGAGUCAAGCCGGACUUUGACUCCAAGUUCCAGUUCACACACAUGGCAGAAAAAGACAUUGCUGUUGGAAAAGUGAACAUUGUGUUCACGAUGGACAUCGCUAGACCCAAUGAGAGACUGGAGUAUCCUUUGCGCUACUGUCAGCUGAAUAUAGACGGAGAGAGGGAACACCAACAUUUCGACUUCGUUACUGAAGAUAACGUCAUAGUGGACUGCGAUUUGUACAUCCCUAAGCAUUGGGGACUGUUCAUAUGUGUGAAGAAUAACCAUGACCUGAAAGGUCUCUCGUCCAGUGCUAUACUCGUGUCGAAUCAGACAGUGUUCGGCAUCGGCAGCUUCGCGCACAAGCGGGACGGCCAGCAAGCCAUACUGGUGUUCACGGACGUGCGCCCCUACUACGACCUCAUCAUGAACGCCAUGACUGACGACGACACGAAACUUUAGCAGCGCCCUGACUCUGGACAUGUGGCCCUACUGACCCUACUGUGUACUUCAUACAGCUCGGGUAAUGUUUGUCGUACAUCACUUUAUCAAUCGACUCCAAAAAGUAUGAGGUUCUCAGUUAGUCUGAUUGUUUAUGUGUAAUUGCAUCAGAAAUUCGGACUUAAUGAUUUGUAGAUUCUUUUGUUGUUUAACGUGACUUUGCUGGUAUUCAUCCAGUUUCACUCGGGAGAUUUUUAUUUGAAGUUGGUUGUAUGUUUUUGUUGUUAAAACAAUAUUAGUUAAUGUAAAAAAACAUAAUGUGACAAGCUGCUGAAUGUAUGUAAUAUUACCGUUUAUUCGGGUAAAAUGUAUAUGAUAGUUUAGUCUUUAUUGUUAAUAAAUAUAUUUUUCGAACAAUAUUUGUGAUUGUUUUGAUUCAGACUGUAGCUCAUGACAGCCCUACACUCCGCUGCGGACAUUGAACCAGUCACAUGUCUAGUGACAGGAAGGUAGUAGUAAGUAGCCCACCACUCCCCGUAACUAUUUUAUAUAUAUGGGUUUAAGUUUGAUGUUUCUGUCCGUCUGUAAAGUCAUUGCUCUCAAACGUUUUGUACUCCAUGAGGCUACACCUUUCUGAAAUGCUUUAAAAUU
Molecule: messenger RNA, 2193 nt
Organism: Trichoplusia ni (cabbage looper)
Lineage: Eukaryota; Metazoa; Arthropoda; Insecta; Lepidoptera; Noctuidae
Exons: 3
Coding region: 592-1563 (323 amino acids)
Source: RefSeq, a predicted model, not a curated record